This is a messenger RNA of Podarcis raffonei (Aeolian wall lizard), 2652 nucleotides long. RefSeq names its product SUN domain-containing protein 2-like. The transcript is spliced from 15 exons. Gene Ontology annotation, molecular function: protein-membrane adaptor activity. The record is from RefSeq and is a predicted model, not a curated record. Bases 325 to 1620 code for a protein of 431 amino acids. NCBI's taxonomy places the organism in Eukaryota, Metazoa, Chordata, Lepidosauria, Squamata, Lacertidae. Gene Ontology annotation, cellular component: nuclear envelope; meiotic nuclear membrane microtubule tethering complex. Gene Ontology annotation, biological process: nuclear envelope organization.
GUUUUACCUUGAAACUGUUUCAUAGGAGGCCUCUAUAUAUGCUGCCUCUCAAGGAUGAAAUACAUGCAGUUUGUAUCCAAUCAGAUACAUUGGAAUCACUUCCCUUUCAGGACAUAGAAGUACCACAUUCGGAUCUCCUUCAUUCAAGUUGAUGUUACUGAGGUCGGGAGAUGAAGGAUUAGGCCAUUGUAAGGGAGUCGGUGUAGAACAUUUCGUUGCUCUGCUCAAUUCUGAGAUUUCGCCAUACGUUUCCCUCACUGUUCCAAGCCCAUCUCUGUAGCGUUAAGGACCAGAAACUGGCUUUUCCAACGAAGUUAAAGCAGGAUGACCAUGGAAUGCCACAGCGAAAGGAUUAUACUGGAACGGCGCAGCGAAAGAUUGGCCAUUCUCCAAAGGCUGAAACCCAUUUCGUACCGAGAAACGGGAGUGAGAAGGGUUUUCAAAAGAAUCCGCAGGAAGCGCAACUCUCUUGCCUCAGAAGCAAAAUGGGAUUCCAAAACCUGGAAGGAGACUUGCUCCCAGAAGAGUUGGGGGGCGAAAAGCAGUGGAUCGGAAGACCUGAUGCAGCCUUGCUGUAGUAAAGACUUGCCUGAUCAAAAUCCUUUAAUUGCACAACAUUGUUUUGAAACUCCUCCACCGAUGGAACCCAGCGCUAACAUCGUGAUGUGCCCUGAUCAGAAGCCACUUGUUCUAGUUAUAGAAGUGCAGCAGAUGAAGAGCUACAGCAGUCCAUCUCUCCUCGGAGCCGGGACACAACUGAGAACCAACCCAGUUUCUCUUGCUUUCCAACAUGCAGGAGACCAUCCAAGGCCUGUCAUGAAGAUGUUGGCUUUUCUGACCCUAAUAUUCUUGUUGGGCAUCUUUUCUGGAUUUAUGUACGGCUUGUGCAACCCCUCUGAUACCUUCAAGCAGGUGAUGAAGGUACAGCUGAGUCGCCAGAAUGAGGCCCUUCAGCAGAAUCUUCAGAAACAGAUCAGUACUUUCCGUCAAAACGUCGUUGGUCUCCAGAGCCUCGUAGAUGCCCUCGGAAGUGUCCAUGGACACUGGGAGUCCCAGAAGCAUCUCUUCAAGCAAUUGGGGGGCACUGCAGUAGAAAGCAACCAGAUUGAAAAAGAAGACUUUGCCCUGAAAUCUGCAGGUGCAUCGAUCGUAAAAUUCAGCACAAGCUAUGAAACGGGAGCACAGGUUUGCAUGUUGGGGCUGUGCUGGGAUUACUCACGAGCUCCAGAAGUGAUUCUUGAGCGGGAUAACACCCCUGGGAAUUGCUGGGCCAUGCAAGGCUCUCAAGGCUAUGUCGUCAUCAAAUUGUCCGAAGCCGUCUGCCCGGUCGCUGUGACCCUGGAUCACAUUUCAAAGAAAAUUUCUCACACAGAAGAAAUAACCAGUGCUCCAAAGAACUUCUCUGUCUACGGAUUCAAAGAUGAUUUUGAGAAGGAGGAAGGGAACUUUUUAGGGUCAUUUGUUUACAGAAUCGAUGGUUUCCCUAUGCAAACUUUCAAGCUGGAGAGAGAAAAUUCAGGUAAAUUUCAAUACCUGCUCUUGAAGAUUUUGAGCAACUGGGACCAUCCAAACUACACCUGCAUCUAUGGGUUUCGUGUGUAUGGAGAACGAAUGGAGUGAUCAGAGAAAUUCAGUAUAAUAAAUACGGGAUCUACAAAAGGACUCUAUAUGGGCUCAUGAGAAGAGAAGACUCCCUGGAAAAGGCCCUGAUGUUGGGAAAGAUGGAGGGCACAAGGAGAAGGGGACGACAGAGGACGAGAUGGUUGGACAGUGUUCUUGAAGCUACCAGCAUGAGUUUGACCAAACUGCGGGAGGCAGUGGAAGACAGGAGUGCCUGGCGUGUUCUUCUCCGUGGGGUCAUGAAGAGUCGGACACGACUAAACGACUAAACAACAACAACAUGGGCUCUUGGGUACCCCAUAAGAGAAAAGGAGCAGUCCCCCCCUCAUAACAACACAAACUGUUUUCCCUGUAAAAAUCUCCCUGUAAAAUUUGCAUUUCUUUCAGGUAGAGGGUUGAUUUUUGAAUGGAAAACCAGAAGAUGGCGCCCUUGCAGAGGGUGGAAACAAAACCUAGCGUUUGAGUGGUAACACUGGAAUAAUGCCAAACAGCCAUCACACCACAAAGUGGGCUCAAGUCCAUGAAACCCUUUGCCAGAAUAAAUUUGCUACAACCCACUGCUGUGCCGCUUUGCUGGUAAGCAAGUCCCACGGUGUUCAAGAGUGCUUCUUCCAAGCACGGUUGUGGCCCUAGUCUGUAAGGCAUCGCGUAACAGUAUGUUGGCCGUCGUUCUAAGAUUAGCAUGGCUCCCUGCCCCUCUGCAAUUUAGCAAAUAGUAUUGUACCCAUGUAUCUGCUUUCCUGUGCUGCAGAGACAAAUCUGUCAUCUUACCUUUGCAAAACAUUCCCCCCCCCCGUGUAAUUUCAGGUGCCUGAAGUUUGCCAUAUCACUAUGCAUGCAUUUUUGCUUCUAACACAAUCUGGGUAUUAUUUUUGAAUACUGUCAUGAAUAUAUUAGGGCUGCCAUACAUUCGCAAAAUCCCAGACACCCCUGGGAUUUUGAUCCUGAAAAUGGUGUCUGUGUGGAUUUUUAAACGUCCGUUUCCCCAGACAUAUGGUAACCAUGAUAACUUCAUCUUUUUUGUGGGGGGGG